AUGGGCGCCGAUCAAAGCAAAAAACAGAAGCCGACGCUGGCCGAGAUGCGCUACAAGAUUGAGAGACCGCCGCCGAGGAAGAACAAAGUACGCGUCUCCAAAACCGAUCCACCCCGAGAUGAAGAAAUGCUGGACGUCUCAAUGGUCCAAAGCCCAUCUUGCAGUUAUAUGGAGGGAAGUGUCGAUUCUGGGGUAUCAGCCAUGGACGCGCAUAGCGAAGGGGAUCCCGGAGAACCAGGGCCAUCGACUUCAGUUUGCCCAGUGAAAUCCACAAGUUAUGAAUCGGCUUUGGCUCGACCUUUAUGUGUUGAGAGAGUCAGCCAUUUUUUAACUCGUCGAGAGCGAAUUUUGCUUGAGCACAGCUGGAAGAAAUGUAAGAAAACCGGUUCCGAGCACGUCGGCUCAAAAAUCUUCCUUAUGGUGCUGACCGCUCAACCAGAUAUCAAGCCGAUUUUUGGUCUCGAGAAAAUCCCGCAGGGCCGUUUAAAAUAUGACCCUCGAUUUCGGCAGCAUGCGCAGGUGUUCACCCGCAGCUUCGAAUACGUGAUCAAGAACAUCGAAUUUCCGGAGAAAAUCGAACAGCACUUUGAGAGCCUUGGGCGUCGUCACGUCGCGUUCCAGGGCCGUGGUUUCGACCCGAUAUAUUGGGAAACAUUCGCGGAAUGUAUGACCCAGGCUGCUGUUGAAUGGGAAGCGCAUAAGCAGAGGUUGACGUUGAGUGCGUGGAGGACUUUGGUAUCGAACAUUAUCACUUUCAUGCGACGAGGUUUUGAUGAAGAAAACGGGAAGCGAAAAUACGGG
Mesorhabditis spiculigera is the source of this 801-nucleotide messenger RNA. The record is from the annotation of a GenBank genome assembly. Lineage: Eukaryota; Metazoa; Nematoda; Chromadorea; Rhabditida; Rhabditidae.